GGAGGAGCCGGCCGCCGAGCCGCCCCGGCUCAGCUGCCAGCCUCCCAGCGCCGACAGCAGCCCCGACGGCGAGGUGUUCUUCGACACGCGCGACGAGAGGCUGCGCCGCGCCGCCUCGCGCCACGACGGGUCUAAGCUUGGCCCGGCCAGAUCCGUGGAGAAUCUUUCUCAGGCGGUAUCAUCCCCACAUCUGCCCGUGCAUGAAACCAAUGGGUCGCAGGGCACGGCGCCGCCGCUGCAGCGCUCCAACAGCAGCCACACGCCGAGCGGUCUGCUGGGCCGUGCCGGCGGCGGCGGCCAGCCGGGUCUGAGCCCGGACCGGCCGGCCGGCUCUUCGGACGCCAGCCUCGCCGAGCUGGGCAGGCAGGAGCUGGGCAGUGAGGCGAGCCUGGCGACCCCAGCCCCGACGCGGCCCGAGUCCACCCGCUCCUCCGACUCGGGCCGCAAGGACAGCAAGCGCGCGCGCCGUACGCCAUGGUACAGCCUGCUCACCAACACGUACAAGCAGCGCUGCGACGACUUCCGGCGCACGUUCGACGUUCCGCCGGACGAGCGCCUCAUUGUCGACUACUCGUGCGCCCAGGUGGACGUCGGCAAGAUGAUCUACCACGGCCGACUGUACGUCUCACAGAACUACAUCUGCUUCACCUCCAACAUCUUCAAGUGGAAUGUCUCUUUCUGCCUGCCGCUGCGGGAAGUGCGCGCCAUCACCAAGAUGAACGUGCUGGUCUUCCCGUCGGGCAUCAACCUGGAGACGGCCACCGAGAAGUACGUGCUGAGCUCGUUCGCCUCGCGCGACCGAGCCUUCGUCAACAUCGAGAACAUCUGGCGCAACUGUAUUGAUAAACAGGUGCUGUCGGCCUCGCAGCUCUGGCAGAUGGUGCAUGAGCUGUACGGCUCGGAGCUCGGUCUGACCAGCGACGACGACGACUACGUCGACCCCAGUGCCGAGGACGACUCCUCCAACAAGGCGCGCGUGCGCAAGGCGGCCAGGGAGUUUUACCACUCAGUGGGCCGACUGGAAGCGGACUCAGCGGCGGGCAGCGACGCGCCAGCCACGGCGCCACCGUCGCCGCCCAGCCAGCUCCGUCCCGGCCGCGAUGAGGAUGAGUCGGACACAACCGAGGACGACCCAGCGGCCGCCUGCUGCGACGGCAGCCAGCACACGGGUCGCCACGUGACGUCACUAGAGCUGCCGCUGCACGUGGACCAGGUGUUCACGCUGCUCUUCACCCACUCCGACUUCUCCGAGGCGUUCCAUCGCGAGCGCAAGUAUUACGACGUGGUUGCCGGCGAGUGGCAGGAUGGCGAGGGAGGCACCAAGGUGCGCAGCAUCCGCUUCCAGCUGGACGUCAACCACCCGCUGGGGAAGACAACCACCGUCACUGAGGAGCAGACGAUGCACCCCGUCAGCCAGGCGGGCUGCCUGUACGCCGUUGACUCUGAGGUCAACAACACGGGCGUGCCGAUGGCGGAGGUGUUCUACAUCAUCAAACACUACUGUCUCAUCAAGCUGUCCAGCCGCAAGACCCGCCUCAACAUAUGGUGCCAGACCAAGUUCAAAAAGUCCACCCUGUUCAAGGGCUUCAUCGAGAAGACCUCCAACGACGGCAUGGACGAGCACCACAGCGUGCUGAACCAGAUGCUGCUGGAGACGACCGGCGAGGUCAGCAAGCACAAGCGGGCCAAGCGGCGGCGCGCCGGCAGCAAGGGCGGGGGCGCUGACCUGCUCAGCGACGGCCCGGCGACACUCAGCCCGCGCGGCGUGAAGGGCGGCGGCGCGCCCGGCGAGCUACGGCCGGCCGCCUCCGACCGGCUGCUGCUGCUCGUGCUCGGCUUCAUGCUGGUGCUGGUGCUUAUGAACGGCUACCUGUACCUGCGCAUGUCGCGGCUCGGCGAGCAGACAGAAGCGUUCGCGCACCGGGAGCUGCUCGUGGCGCAGAUCAAGGGCCGGCCGCGGAGUGUGGACGACUGUCUGCGGCUGGUGCAGCACCAGGAGCUGCUGCACCGCUCCGAGCUACACAAGUGGCAGCAGAUCGUGCACUCGGUCACAGCACUGCUCAAGCAAAGCGAGACGGCGCUCGGCUCCCUGCAGGCGACGCUGGAGUCCCACCGGGCGCGCGAGUGGCCGUCGCCGCCAGGUCCGGGUCCGGACGCGGCGGGUCCGGGUCCGGGUCCGGACACGGCCACCUGCGACUUGGGCCACAGCUGUCCGGUGGGCAGCUAGUGCGGCACCGACAGCAGGCCGCACCCGCAACCGACGCACCGACGGAGCGCCGACGCUCUCGGACGGCACCGCGCCGGCGGCGCUGCGCACCGCUGACCCGUGUCUGUGAUAGCCUACUUACUCGGCGGGCUCCCAGGUCACACCGCUUCAGGGCACGUUCACGCGUGCGGUGCGAGUGUAUCUGUUUGUCUGUCUGUCAGCCUGUCUGCCGCACUCGGCGGAGGACCGGCGCCCCCCGCACGCCCUGCCCGGCUAGUGAUUGUUGUCUGGUUAUAGGAGUUUUAUCGAACGUUGGCUGGCGUACCUGGAAGUGGGCAAUAAUGCAGUUGCAACAGAGGAGAUAGGAUAUCGCCGCAGGCUGCCUGCGGCGCCAGCUCGGCGAGUCACGCCUGAUAUGAAGCCGGUUUGGUCCGGAGGUUGGUGGAGCACGGCGGCGCACCCAGUUAGGAGUGACGCCGAAGACGUUGGACGUUACAGUCGUAUUGGUACCUAGUACGCGCUGUUGGACCCACACGUCAGUAUUGGUGCGCAGGCGCCGUCCCAAAGCGGGGUCGGUAUCGGCCGGAUGUCUGUAUCAUGUAAGUUACCAGCUGGUUGUCUGUGGCCGCUGGCGGUCUGUCGCCAGCUGUCCAGUCAGCUGCCGGCCGGUCAGAUCGUCCUGGGUGGACCGUCGCCUGCCGUCGCGCGCCGACGAGCCGCAAGGACGACCGGCGGGGGUGCAGCGGCUGGGUGGCCGAACCCAUCCCAUCUGGUCUCCGCGCCGUUUUUUUCACGCGUCACAAAAUCAAUACGAGGUUCCUGUGUCUGUCCUCUGCCGUGUACUGUCGUCGGAGCCGGCGGCCGUCGCCAGGUCGCUUUUGCCGCCGGCGGCGCUGGCCUAUGCGCCCCCUGCCCCUGUGCACACGCCGGCUCCGGUCGCCCCUCGCAAGGGACAGUCGGUCGCCGCCCGUGCCUCGUGUGCCCGUCUGCGCCGGGCGGACCCGCACGCCGGGUCACCAACCGGUCGUCGCGGGCUUCAGCCGCCCGACGCGCUCAGGAGGCCCGACGCGCCCUGGAGGCCCGACGCGCCCUGGAGGCCCGAUGCGCCCUGGAGGCGCGAUGCGUCCUGAGAGCUUGACGCGCCCUGGUGGCCGGUUUACCGGCCCCUGUGCCGCUGGCCGACGACACCCGCCACGCGUUGUAUCCGCGCGUGGACGCGUAGUUGUGAGCCUGAUCCCGUAUAGGGCAUGUAAUAAAUCAUGUAUGUCUUU
Messenger RNA from Pollicipes pollicipes, 3477 nucleotides. RefSeq names its product protein Aster-B. Gene Ontology annotation, cellular component: plasma membrane; endoplasmic reticulum-plasma membrane contact site; endoplasmic reticulum membrane. Bases 599 to 2227 code for a protein of 542 amino acids. Gene Ontology annotation, biological process: intracellular sterol transport. NCBI's taxonomy places the organism in Eukaryota, Metazoa, Arthropoda, Thecostraca, Pollicipedomorpha, Pollicipedidae. The record is from RefSeq and is a predicted model, not a curated record. The transcript has 15 exons. Gene Ontology annotation, molecular function: sterol binding; sterol transfer activity.